This is a messenger RNA of Amphimedon queenslandica, 609 nucleotides long. RefSeq names its product somatostatin receptor type 2-like. NCBI's taxonomy places the organism in Eukaryota, Metazoa, Porifera, Demospongiae, Haplosclerida, Niphatidae. Gene Ontology annotation, cellular component: plasma membrane. The transcript has a single exon. The record is from RefSeq and is a predicted model, not a curated record. Gene Ontology annotation, biological process: G protein-coupled receptor signaling pathway. Gene Ontology annotation, molecular function: G protein-coupled receptor activity. Bases 1 to 609 code for a protein of 202 amino acids.
AUGGUACUAGUCAUAUCAACAACACUAGCCGCUAUAUCAGUUGAUCGGUUUCUCUUUAUUGUCAAACCACAUCUUCACAACCGGUUCAUGAAACCCUGGGUAGCACUGACCCUCACCAUUGCUAUCUGGAUAUUGUCUGCUGUAUAUACCACUUUUUAUAUUUUUGGACUCGACUUUGACCUCUAUCAGUUUAAUUCUUCAUUUUGUUUCCUACCAAGUAGUUCAAGUCGUGGUUUUUUGGGUAUUUUUGCAACAAUUAUUAUACUUGGGAUAAUAGUCGUCACUACUCUUUGGACCUUUUGUUUCACUAGAAGGUUCUUCAGAGAUCAGUCAGUGAUAGCAGGAGAGAGUGCAUAUACUUCAAAAAAGAAGAGACUCUUUGGAAUAUUUGGAAGCAUGCUACUCAUCUAUGGGAUAUGCCUUGUUCCUGCUUUCAUCUACUCUCUACUUUAUCUGUUUAUUGAUGUACCAAUAUGGUUCAUCAUAGUUGGUACUAUCUGCUUCCUUUUUAUUACAGUAGCUAAUCCGGUUAUCCAGUCAUACUUCAGACCUGAGAUUAUGAGUGUUCUUGUAUCAUGUUGUCCUUUUAAACUUCGUGCAUGCUGUUAA